CACCCCGGCGCCGCGCGCUAGCCAGCCCCGGAGCCGCCAGAGCCCUGCGCUGGAGGCGCCCCUGCCUGGGCCUCCUUGGCCACUCUUCGCUCGGGUAAACAGGAAAGGAAUUACCCCUUGUGGAUUAAAAAAUAAUCCUGCUGGGGGCGAAGAAGGGAGGUGGGGUUUGCCUGCGCGCGUGGUGGACGCCGGAGAGCAACUCAGGAGCCCGCGCGCGGUCGUCGCCUCUCGGCCAGGCCAUGGACUGGCGGGAGAAGGGCGCAGGGCGCCCGGGAUGCUCUGGCCCCUAGCCGGGCGCUCCCUGGCCGCCGGCCCGGCUCCCAGCCUCUAAAGACUGAGACAGUCUCUUCUUCGCCUGGACGGUGCCGGGCAGCGGAGGAUCUGCGCUCCGGGUCUCAGGAUGUGCCCGUCUGAGAUGGGGACGCUGUGGCACCACUGGUCGCCUGUGCUCAUCAGCCUGGCCGCCCUGUUCUCCAAAGUGACGGAAGGUCGAGGGAUCCUUGAGAGCAUCCAGAGGUUUUCCUUGCUGCCCACCUACCUCCCCGUGACCUACCACAUCAACAACGCCGACGUCUCCUUCUUCCUGAAGGAGGCCAACCAGGAUAUCAUGAGGAACUCCAGCCUGCAGUCCCGGGUGGAGUCAUUUCUGAUUUACAAAUCCAAGAGGCUGCCUGUUCUAAAUGCCAGCUACGGGCCUUUCUCCAUCGAGCAGGUGGUACCCCAGGAUUUAAUGCUACCUUCCAACCCAUUUGGAUUCACCAACAAAUUUUCUCUUAACUGGAAACUGAAAGCCCACAUCCUGCGGGAUCAAGUGUACCUGAGCCGCCCCAAAGUGCAGGUUCUGUUCCACGUGGUGGGCAGGGACUGGGACGACCGCAGCGCCGGGGACAAGCUGCCGUGCCUGAGGGUCUUUGCCUUCCGAGAGACCAGAGAGGUGCGGGGCAGCUGCCGGCUGCAGGGGGACCUGGGGCUGUGUGUGGCCGAGCUGGAGCUCCUGUCCAGCUGGUUCAGCGCCCCGACGGCGGUGGCCGGGAGGAGGAGGCCCGUGGACCAGCCGGAGGGGACCCCUGUGGAGCUCUACUACACCGUGCACCCAGGGGGUGAGAGAGGGGACUGUGUCAGGGAAGAGGCGAGGAAAAGCAACGGGAUUCGGACAGGCCACAGUGACCUCGACGACGCCGGCCCCCCCUUGCAGAGGAUUGGGAGCAUCUUCCUGUACCAGACGCACAGGAAACCUUCCCUGAGAGAGCUGCGCCUGGACAGCAGCGUGGCCGUCCACUACACACCAAAGACGGUCAGGCAGGGAGAUGUGCUGACGUUCCCCGUUUCCAUCUCCAGAAAUGCCACUGAAGAUCGCUUCACCUUGAGGGCAAAGGUGAAGAAAGGCGUGAACAUCGUCGGCGUGCGAGCCAGCAGCCCUUCCGUUUGGGAUGUCCAGGAGCGCACGGAUUACACUGGGAAGUAUGCACCGGCUGUCAUCGUUUGUCAGAAGAAGUCGGCUGGCUCGGAAAACAGCGGGGAUGGCGCCUCCUAUGAGGUCAUGCAGAUCGACGUGGAGGUGGCAGAGCCCAGCGACCUGCCAGCCACACAGCUGGUCACCUGGCAGGUGGAGUACCCCGGAGAGAUCACGUCUGACUUGGGAGUGUCCAAGAUCUAUGUGAGCCCAAAGGACCUGAUCGGAGUAGUGCCGCUGGCUAUGGAGGCGGAGAUCCUGAACACAGCCAUCCUCACGGGGAAGACGGUGGCCGUCCCGGUGAAGGUGGUCUCCGUGGAAGAGGACGGCACAGUGACAGAGCUGCUGGAGUCUGUGGAGUGUAGAUCGUCUGAUGAAGACGUGAUUAAGGUCUCUGACAGAUGUGACUAUGUCUUUGUCAAUGGGAAAGAAAUGAAAGGCAAGGUGAACGUGGUGGUGAACUUCACCUACCAGCACCUGAGCAGCCCCUUGGAGAUGACAGUGUGGGUGCCCCGGCUUCCGCUGCAGAUCGAGGUCUCGGACACCGAGCUCAAUCAGAUCAAGGGCUGGAGAGUGCCCAUCGUCUCCAGCAGGAGGCCCGCCGGGGACAGUGAGGAAGAGGAGGACGAUGAGAGGAGGGGCCGCGGCUGCACCCUGCAGUACCAGCACGCCAUGGUGCGGGUCCUCACGCAGUUCGUGGCUGAGGCGGCCAGCCCUGGGGGACACCUGGCCCACCUGCUGGGCUCCGACUGGCAAGUGGACAUCACGGAGCUGAUAAAUGACUUCGUGCAGGUGGAGGAGCCCAGGAUCGCCAGGCUGCAGGGUGGACAGAUCCUGAUGGGGCAGGAGCUUGGGAUGACCACCAUUCAGAUCCUGUCUCCUCUGUCAGACACCAUCCUGGCUGAAAAGACCAUCACUGUACUGGACGAGAAGGUGACCAUCACGGACCUCGGGGUGCAGCUGGUGACGGGGCUGUCGCUGUCCUUGCAGCUCAGCCCAGGAAGCAACAGGGCCAUCUUUGCCACUGCAGUGGCUCAGGAACUUCUGCAGAGGCCCAAACAGGAAGCAGCCAUCAGUUGCUGGGUCCAGUUCAGUGAUGGCUCAGUCACACCCUUGGAUAUUUACGACGGGAAAGACUUCUCCUUGAUGGCCACAUCCUUGGAUGAGAAGGUGGUCUCCAUCCACCAAGACCCCAAAUUCAAGUGGCCUAUAAUUGCUGCGGAAGCUGAAGGACAAGGCGCCCUGGUGAAGGUGGAAAUGGUUAUUAGUGAAUCCUGCCAGAAAUCCAAGAGGAAGAGUGUGUUAGCUGUGGGAACAGCAAACAUCAAAGUCAAAUUUGGCCAGAACGAUGCUAACCCCAACACCAGCGACAGCAGACACACAGGGCCAGGGGUUCACCUGGAAAACAAUGUCAGUGACAGACGGCCCAAAAAACCCCUGCAGGAAUGGGGGAGCCAAGAAGGACAGUACUAUGGCAGUUCUUCCAUGGGGCUCAUGGAGGGACGGGGCCCCACGACAGACAGGUCCCUCCUGCAGAAGAAAGGCCGGGAAAGCCUUUUGGAUGACGACAGCCACUGGCAGACCGUCCCCAGUGACCUCACCAGCUUCCCAGCGCAGGUGGACCUCCCCAGAAGCGAUGGAGAAAUGGAUGGGAAUGACCUCAUGCAGGCGUCCAAAGGGCUGAGCGACCUAGAAAUUGGGAUGUAUGCUCUGUUGGGCGUCUUCUGUUUGGCCAUUUUGGUCUUCUUGAUAAACUGUGUGACCUUUGCACUAAAAUACAGACACAAACAGGUUCCCUUCGAGGAGCAGGAAGGGAUGAGUCACUCCCACGACUGGGUUGGGUUGAGAAACCAGACUGAGCUGCUGGAGAAUCGCAUCAACUUUGCCUCCUCUCAAGAUGAGCAGAUCACUGCCGUUGACAGGGGCUUGGAUUUCGAGGAGAGUAAAUAUCUCCUCAGCACAAACUCCCAGAAGGGCAUCAACGGGCAGCUGUUCAAACCUUUGGGGCCCAUCAUCAUCGAUGGGAAAGAUCAGAAAAGCGAGCCUCCGACCUCCCCUACCUCAAAAAGGAAAAGGGUGAAAUUCACCACCUUCACCGCCGUGUCCUCGGACGACGAGUGCCCCACCAGGAACUCCGUGGUGAUGAGUAGCGAGGAUGACAUUAAGUGGGUUUGCCAGGACCUGGAUCCCGGGGACUGCACCGAGCUGCACAGCUACAUGGAAAGGUUCCACGAAGACGUGUAAGCCGGACACACACAGACGUUGGGCCUCACUCACCUUUCAGCCUUUAAUUCCAGGACGUGUAGCAACGGUGUCCCCGGAGAGACAUCAAGCAGCAGGACAGGAGGAUGGCACCGUCGGCAGAGCCUCAGCCAGCCACCCCGGCCCGGCAUCGACGCCCACGUCCCAGCCUACGGCGUCUUGCUGAAGAGGUUAUCAUGCAUGGCAAGAUUUCUAAAACUGGAGUCAAACACAAGCUCUGAAUCACUGAGCGUCUGAGUUUCCAGGAAAGAACAGCCUCUCUCUCUCUCUGUAAUCAAAACAAUUUGGAUGUUGUAAAAUCCACAUGGCUCCAGUAUUCAAUACUGCAGACCAUGGAAGAAAAGCGCAACUCAGGUGGGGCAUCCGUGGGUCAGUGGGAGGCGGCGGAGCCAGGCAGCCCAGUGCCGCCGUCGGCCGUCGCUGUCUCUCAAAGUCUGGGCCACAGCUGGCUCAGGUCGUGGACAGGCCAAGGCGGUGGCUGACAAGGACUGAAAGGGAACAUGUGGGCCACUAGGCCACAAAUGCCUUUGUAACUACAGGCCAAGGACAAAGGCAUGGACGCAAAUCCUCUGAGCCCUUCAGAGCACUUCUCUAUUUGUAAACUAAGGAUACUGGGCAUAGAAUUUGAAUCAGGUUCAGAGAACCAGGCUCUUUUUAUUCAUAGCAAGUUCACGAUGGUUCCAUUUGUAUUCCUCCACUGCAUCGCCACCCUCCCCAAAGCCGCUGGUCACGUGUGGGUGGGGGAGGGAGAGGGCAGUUUCUAGUAUUUGCUGAGUCUUUUUCACCCCCUGGGUUUUGUGUCAACUCCCAAGUGACAUUCUAUAAAGAAGCUCCCCCGACCCACCUGGGUGAACAUCCCACGCUGUCAAUCUGUGAAGAGGCUGGUCUCGGGGCAUGGGUAGUAUGUACACACAGUGAAUUCCACACCAGGGCAUAUAUGUUCCGUUGCCUUUCUAGAAAAAAACAAGAGCCACUUGGGACGGGUCUUUCACUGUUUAUGGCAGAUCUCCCAUCCAAGAAUAUGCCCUCGAGGUUGUUGAGACAAACCUGGAUGCCGGUGUGGAAUGUGCAGGGCGUGCGGAGUUGGGGGGUUCUGGGUGCGAAAGCAGUGGGUCCAGCACGCUCCCAGACAGCACAGGCUUCUUCGCCUUGGAGGUGGGAAGCGGUGGGGGCCUUGGUUCGUGUGGCGGAGAUACAGGUUUGCUUGAUCCGGCCGUCAGCCCCAAAAGGUUUAGUGUCGCUUAAGAUCAGCAUGACUCUGGAGAUCCCUGAAUCCCCUCAUUUGCCAAGCCUGUGAAGGGAGACAUCAGAGAAUUCCUGCCCCAUGUCACACUCACUCCAAGGUAGAGAAUGGUGUGUUGGAGGAUUGCCAGAUAUGAUCCUCUGAAAUAUGGUCGGGGACAGGGGGUAGCAGGCAGAAGAGGCUGUGCUGUUUAAUGCAUCUUCCAUUUUUCCUUCUGUCAUUUUAUUUCUCUCUCUCUGCUCUUUAGAUGUGUUCCAGUCUCUCUCCCACUCCGAACCUCUCUCCUGGCUUCCUUUCUGUGUCUGCAACUCUACGUGUGUCUUCCUUCCUUUUCCUCUCCACAGAACUGAGUGCCCUUUAGAUCACGUGUCAGUUGCACCUGUUUAUGCUUCCAGCCUUAGCCCUCUCCCCUGCAAUCGCGGUGCUAUCAGUUUGCUCUUGAGACUGGGGUUUCUGCAGCCGGUAAGUCACCUGCUCCUGUCCACAAGUUUGCUUACCUUGUUUGGCUGGAUGAUUAAGCUGUCACCCCUUGUCGAUGGGACUCCUCUGCUUUCAGUAGCAUCCUCGUAUUUCUUUCCAUUCUUACCUGUGUCACGUUCCGUUGAAUACUGCAGCCGCUGCCCACGCCCAAAUCCACCCACGUGUAGAAUGUACUGUAGAUUAUAAGAAUGUAAUAUAUAUUUAUAAACUUACUGACUGUAAACAUAAAGUUUGCGUUCAGUG
Saimiri boliviensis boliviensis (Bolivian squirrel monkey) is the source of this 5681-nucleotide messenger RNA. RefSeq names its product transmembrane protein 132D (gene TMEM132D). The record is from RefSeq and is a predicted model, not a curated record. NCBI's taxonomy places the organism in Eukaryota, Metazoa, Chordata, Mammalia, Primates, Cebidae.